AUGGCUCUACAAGACACUCGACGCCGCCAUAAGUCCCCCGUGAGAGACGCGACAGGUCAGAGUACGUCCCUGACACAAGCAGGGUCACUUAAUGGAGAUGAUGGUGACGAGGUGACACUCAUGUACGCCAAACAUGAGAAAGUGCCCAUGAAGGACUUCGGGUCGGAGGUGCGCGCCUCCAUGGACAUCGCGCACUUCCUGUCCCAGGCGACGCUUGUGCUCGACGUGGUGGAGACGUCCCUCGAGGGCAUCACCGACCUCCUCCUCACAAAGCUGCUCGAGAAGGACGAGCCUCUGUGCUCCGUGGCCGAGGCCAAGUCCAUUCUCUUCACCCACGACACCUGUAAGUACCCGCUCACCUGUAUGCCGUUGCCUUUUGCCUGA
Molecule: messenger RNA, 384 nt
Organism: Penaeus vannamei (Pacific white shrimp)
Lineage: Eukaryota; Metazoa; Arthropoda; Malacostraca; Decapoda; Penaeidae
Source: RefSeq, a predicted model, not a curated record